Messenger RNA from Cygnus atratus (black swan), 4290 nucleotides. RefSeq names its product 6-phosphofructo-2-kinase/fructose-2,6-bisphosphatase 4. Gene Ontology annotation, biological process: fructose metabolic process; fructose 2,6-bisphosphate metabolic process. The transcript is spliced from 14 exons. The record is from RefSeq and is a predicted model, not a curated record. Gene Ontology annotation, cellular component: cytosol. Bases 46 to 1470 code for a protein of 474 amino acids. Gene Ontology annotation, molecular function: ATP binding; 6-phosphofructo-2-kinase activity; fructose-2,6-bisphosphate 2-phosphatase activity. NCBI's taxonomy places the organism in Eukaryota, Metazoa, Chordata, Aves, Anseriformes, Anatidae.
AGGGGGCGGCGCCGCCGUGCUCCGGGAGCCGGGAGGCGGCCGAGGAUGGCGGCGGCGGCGGCGUCGCCGUCGCGGGAGCUCACGCAGAACCCGCUGCAGAAGACGUGGGAGCCGUACGACAACGGGCUGCCGGCGGGGCACAGCGCCCAGCGCGGCGUAUGUAUGACCAACUGCCCUACUCUGAUUGUCAUGGUGGGUCUGCCAGCAAGAGGAAAAACCUACAUCUCGAAGAAGCUGACACGAUAUUUAAAUUGGAUUGGAGUGCCUACAAAAGAAUUUAAUGUCGGUCAGUAUCGUCGAGAUUUGGUGAAGAAAUAUAAAUCUUUUGAAUUCUUCCUGCCUGACAAUGAAGAAGGCUUGAAAAUCAGGAAACAGUGUGCCUUAGCAGCGCUGAAUGACGUCCGACAGUACCUCAGUGAAGAAAACGGGCACGUGGCUGUCUUUGAUGCUACAAAUACAACUCGAGAACGUAGAGAAACUAUUUACAAAUUUGGAGAAGAAAAUGGGUAUAAGACUUUUUUUGUUGAGUCAGUAUGCGUAGAUCCAGAGGUCAUUGCUGCAAACAUUGUGCAAGUGAAGCUGGGUAGUCCAGAUUAUGUCGAUUGUAGUAACGAUGAAGCAACUGAAGAUUUCAUGAAAAGAAUAGAAUGCUACAAGAACUCAUAUGAGACAUUAGAUGAAAAUCUUGACAAGGAUCUUUCUUAUAUUAAAAUUAUGGAUGUUGGAAGGAGUUACCUUGUGAACAGAGUGAUGGAUCACAUCCAGAGCCGGAUUGUCUACUACCUCAUGAAUAUCCAUGUGACUCCUCGGUCAAUCUACCUCUGUCGACAUGGAGAAAGUGAACUCAAUCUGAAAGGGAGAAUAGGAGGAGAUCCUGGACUGUCUGUCAGGGGUAAAGAAUUUGCCAAGAGCUUGGCACAGUUUAUUAAUGAGCAAAAUAUCAAGGAUCUGAAAGUUUGGACCAGUCAGAUGAAAAGGACAAUUCAGACUGCUGAAGCUUUGGGAGUGCCUUAUGAACAGUGGAAGGUUUUGAAUGAGAUAGAUGCAGGAGUGUGUGAAGAAAUGACAUAUGAAGAAAUACAGGAAAAUUACCCACUUGAGUUUGCACUGAGAGACCAAGACAAAUACAGAUACAGAUACCCUAAAGGAGAGUCCUAUGAAGAUCUUGUUCAGAGGCUGGAGCCAGUAAUUAUGGAACUUGAAAGGCAGGAAAAUGUGCUUGUCAUAUGUCACCAAGCUGUCAUGCGCUGUUUGCUUGCAUAUUUUCUUGACAAGCCUGCAGAGCAACUGCCUUACCUGAAGUGCCCACUACAUACUGUCUUAAAGCUAACCCCAGUGGCUUAUGGAUGUAAAGUAGAAUCUAUAUUCCUGAAUGUUGAAGCUGUAAACACACACAGAGAUAAACCUGAGAAUGUAGGCGUGGACCGAUCGAGAGAAGAAGCUCUGAGGACAGUACCUAACCAUCUAUAGCUGCAGUUCCUGGUGGCAGCAGCCCUUCCUCCACCGGGACAGCGUUAAGUAGCAGCUCGGGUCCCUGAGAAUGGAGACAGCGUGCUGAACGCUGAGCAAGUUGGAACAAAUACGCCUCCCCUUCACUUUAAGACAUUUCGAAUGUGAUUCAGCUUCUUUGGAGGAAACCUGUAGUUCUGGUUAACUCCCAGUGCCGAAAGGUAUUGGUAAAAAAAAAAAGAUUCAUAGAAGCAGAGUAAUGUUGGUUUUAGGUUUUCAUAUGUAAAUUUGUGCAGUUUCAGUAGCUUUUAUUGUUCAUCUGUGGAAUACUGCAAGAUGGCUAAUUGCCCGUGUCAAUUUUACUGUCAGAUUUUAACUAGAUUUUACUUUCUUUUAGUGUUUUUGUAAGAGUUCCUCUUAUUUUUACUGUGAAUGGUUGCCUAGAAUUACACAAAGAUUUUUUUUGAUGGCGUAUUUAACACGUGAAAUUCUGCAUUUUGAGCAUUGGAGGAUUCACGUUGCAAAACUACUUUAAAUUGGAAAGCUCAUCAGUCACGUUAGCUUCUGUCUCUUAUAGUGAUUUUUGGUUUACCAACCUCAACUUAAAUUUGUAUGGGAUGGGGAGACUUACCCCUUGGAAAUAACACCAUUAAAAGUAGACUUGCUAUCUGAAAGAUUCUGCGGUUCUAGCAAGAUUUUAAUGUUUUCUAGGAGCCAGAUGUAUUUAGAUCACAGUGGAGGACACGGUAUUAAGUAAUGGCUGUGGGAUACAAGUGGGAGUGUAAGACAGCAGCCUCGGGUAAUGAAACUAGAAAGAGAAAUGCCCCUUCUGCUGUGGCCACAGGAGGGGAUGAGCAGCUUUCUGAGACUGGGAGGUAGGGAAGAAGGAUUCAGACUGCCAAAGGCUGGAGAAGCUGCUUUUCUUACUAGUGCUGUGAUUUUUUUUGGCAGUUUUUGGAGUGAAUUUCAACAUGUAUGAUUCUCUUUAUAGCCACAUCUAACAUGUAUAUCAGGAAACAGUACAGAAAGGUUAGGUGGCAUUUAACCUUUCUUACAGCUCAUGCAAGAAAAACAGUUGGUAAACUCUGAAAUUGUUUUUUAACAAGAUGCACCUACAUCUUUUUUUAUUGUUUUUAAGCAACCUUCCACUAUUUAAAUUCUUUGCUGCUCUUUUAUAUUUCUUUGUGAAACUCCAGUGCUAAAAAUGGAAUUUUGUAUGUCUGUUGAGGCUACAGCCCUCUGACUGUACUAAAUCAGUGUAUUUUGUAUGUGUUACCAGACAACUGAAGUGAGCUGCCAACACUGUUGCUGGCUCUUAGUUCUUGAAGUGAGAACUAUCUUUUUGUAGAUAGACCGUGCUUUUUUUUUUUUGAUUUAAGGACUUUUCUUCAAUUGAUUGAACUUUUACCAUGUACAUUGUUGAUUUUUUUUAAAGAAACUUUUUUGUUUGUUUGCUCAAUUCCUGUGUGAAAUAAUGGGCCCUCGUAGUUUUGCAGGGAAGGGCUACAUUGUGUUUUGUUUGUGCAGGGUUUAUAAGAUAACGUGCUGCUGUUGUGAUUUGUUUUAAUAAGCUAAUUUCAGCAAUAUGUUCAGCUCUGGAAGUAAGCCAUAUCACAUCGCUGGGUUUCAUUUCAGAAGAGGAAUGGGUAGGGUGUGAAAUGACCAGAAACGCUUGCUUCAGGUGCUGCUGUCUAGAGCUUUGUGUGUGUGAUCCAUUAGUUCAGUAACGCGCAUUUCAGAUCUUUAUUAAUUCAGCUGUGUUCAUAGCUCUUAUCUGAGGAGAGAGACCACACAGCGCUACUCAGAGUAGUUAAUUUAUUGAUGCAUAUUAAACAAGGCCAACUUUGUGGCAAAAGUGUAGGAAUAACAUUCCCCCCUCCGAUACCGUGUGUGCUUUGUGUGGGAAGCGGGGCAGUGCUCCAGGCAGCCCUCGCUCCUCCGGAGCUCUGCCAUCCAGCCAUGAGCAGGAGUUGUUUGACAACUUUUAAAUUGAAAGAGUCAGGGUUUAUUCUGAGUUACAGGCGGCAGAUCCCGGGAUACUAUAUCAGAAAAGCAGGGUUUUACUAUCAGGGUGUGGUACUUGAACCUGGUUGAAGAAAUGUGGAAGGAAAGGUUUCCCCUAGUGAGAGGUGAGCCAAAAGGCUGCUCUUCUGCACUGGCAAGCACAGCUGGAGGUGUCUCCCCUUUCUCCUUUUCUUUGUUUUACCUCUAAACUUUCAGAGGUGCUGUAAAAUUCCCUGAGGCUAAAUGUUUUAUGUAUAGUAGGUAUUUUUAUAGCCUGCUUUUGAAUAUACUGUGAUGAAUGUUUUACUAAGUGGGUGUUCAGUAAAAAGAGUUGUAUACAAGUGUAAAUAAACUGUUAUGCUGAUACUUGAAGAGAAAAAAAUAUGAAGUUGUCUGUUCUACUUUAGGAAGGUACUUAAACCAUUGACUGCAUCCAACCCUUUCUAGCUGGUAAGAGCAAAUGUAGACAAUGAAUGUAAAUGUGAAGCAGUUCUCCCCAAUGCCUAACUACCUUUCCGGGGAGACACUGUUAAGAAUGGCAGAUCAUCGUCCCUGUCUAAAAGCUGCGUACGUCCUCCCCUCGUGUUCCUGACCAUGCAAUACUGACCGAUCUGCCACUGAUAGGGGAGGUAAAAAUCCUUGUCCUGGCCUUGCAUAUUUAUACCCAUGUGUAUUUUACUACCUUUUGACUGUUAGUACACUUGCUAGCUCAGAUGCAGUCUUUAGAAUGGGGUUAAACUAUCUUUUCUUACAUCAUUGGCCUUCGUUGUAAUCUUUCAGACAAAUGUAAUCAUUUGACGUUUGAUCCAAGUAAUAAAGAUCAAAUGCUACACCUUG